Molecule: messenger RNA, 950 nt
Organism: Sinocyclocheilus anshuiensis
Lineage: Eukaryota; Metazoa; Chordata; Actinopteri; Cypriniformes; Cyprinidae
Product: polymerase I and transcript release factor-like
Exons: 2
Coding region: 372-950 (192 amino acids)
Biological process (GO): termination of RNA polymerase I transcription; transcription initiation at RNA polymerase I promoter
Cellular component (GO): caveola; cytoplasm
Molecular function (GO): rRNA primary transcript binding
Source: RefSeq, a predicted model, not a curated record
CUGACGGAUGGGCUUCACAGGGAGCUGUGGUCACACACACCUUGGAGAGAGAGUCUGCUUCCACCGACUGGCCGAGAUCCCAGAGUAGACUUGAGGGAAAGUUUGAGGCAUUACAGCAAACCUAGAGAGUAGUACUUAGUGGUAGUAAGUAGUGGAGGUGACUUGAAGAUUGGUUAGAAGUUGCCAAGAAGUGUUGGGAGUCAUUGCGCUGUGAUCGUUGGGUGUCUACUGUCAUUCAAGUCUUUUUUUAGUGCUUUAUUUUUACCCUAGGACUGCGUUCUUGCACACUGGGCCACGAGUGUGCAUGCUUCUGCCCUCUGUCUGCAAGUAAGCUUGUGUGUGUUUCAUCAGAGUCUACUUGAAACCGAGCCAUGGCCGACACAGAUUUCAAACUGGAGCGUGCCGUCUUCGCCGAAGUCUCUGAUGAUGACGAGGAGGUCUCCUUGAUGCCUGCUGCCACCAAACCUGCCACCGCCUCCAAGGUGUUCAAAUCAAAACGAGGCGACGACGAUGACGAUGAUGACCCGGCGGAAGAGGUGGACCUGGUGUUGGGGCCAGGACUCGAUGGAGGCGGCAGCGGUGAGGCCCAGAAGUCUGAGGCCCAGGCUACAGGCAUGAAGGUCCUGGCACUCCUAGACAAGAUCAUAGGUGUGGUGGACCAGAUCCAGCAGACUCAGACAGGUCUGGAGGCCAAGCAGGAGACCAUGGAGAAGAACAUGAGCAGCAUCCAGACAGAGCUGGCCAAGCUAGCCAAGAGUCACGUUGGGACGGCCGGGACGGUCAACAAGCUCCUGGACAAGGUGCGGAAGGUGAACGUCAAUGUGAAGAGCGUGCGCACGGACCUGGAGAAGCAAGCGGGACAGAUAAAAAAACUGGAGAACAAUGAACAUGAGCUCCUCAAGAGGAAGAACUUCAAAGUGCUUAUCUUCCAGGGUUUGAACCUACAGUAG